AUGCUUUUCGCUUCAUCCUCCAUCCUGCCCGAAACACAGUCUCCUCCUCCUUCUGCUCGCACUCGCACUCCAUUGUCCCCCAUCGACACGACAACGCUGACCCCCUCCCCAGCCCUGUCCGACUAUGGCCCUGCGACGCUGCCAGACCCCUCGACUCUAGCGAAACGGCGAUCCACAGGAGCUUCCGAGGCUCUGCAGUACUACUGGUCGUCCUCGGCAGGAGGAAGGAGCGAGUCCUUCUCCUCUAGUCUCGGGACACUUGCCUCGCCGCUCGAGACUAGCUCGUCCCACACCGUACUCUCGUCCCCUUACUCGAUCUCACCAAACCCCCUUCUCCACGACGGCAAGUCACACUCCCAGAUGAGCUUCCAGGAGGUCAUUGUCGGGGGCGAGUCCCCAAAAGGCACUCGCGGCCUCCAGCUCGUUGCAGAGCCAGACAGCACCGACGAUCUAAACACGACAAUGCAAGCGACGUCGAUGCCAAGCAAUCGUCCGACACCACCGCCGCCGGGAUCAAGCCAGCCUCCGCCUAGUGCGUACAAUGCGCACAGCGCGUCUUCAACUUUAACCUCAACUUCGAGGAGAUCGUUACCCAUGAUCCCGGAUGCCGGCAUCACGCCUCAUGGUGCACACAACACGUCCCACCCCACGCAUACCAUGCAUUCGCACCACCAACCACCUCAACGCCUUCCUCACCUUCCUUCCCCGUCACCGUCUCCGCAACCGCCCAUCGCCGCCCAGAUGACCGUCGACUCGGGCUCGGACACGAUCCGGUCCACGUCCACGAGACGGAAACGCCCUCCCCUUCCCCCGAUUCCCACCUCGACACCCCAGACAUCUUCCCCCGCUAGCAGCUAUUCGUCUCACUCCCACCGCCGCCUCCCGAGCCGACCGCCGAGCCGCCCGGACUCCGAGUCAGGCGAGAGCCAGUACUCGGUCGACGACAGCCCGGCACCUAUUCCGCCGUCACUCGUGCGCCGUGAUACCGCGAUCCAGGACGAGCUCGCGCGCCUUCACUCUCACCGCAAGGGCAUGGUCGACAUGAACGGCGACAUUGACGUGCUCUUAGACCCAACAUUCGAUGAGUGGGCCCAUCAGGGCGGCGGCAACUGGAACAAGGCACAGUCCGGCUCGGCCGCGUCGACGAUUGCCGAAAAGCUCGUGACGCCGACACAAGAGAUGGCGAACGAGCGCGGGGACCGCCCACACGUCGCCGUCAACACCGAUUUGAGGGAGUGUGGCAAGACGCCAUCGCCCCGGAGUGCAGACUCGGGAGAGAAGACUCCCCAGGGAAGCACUGAGGUGUUGGUGAAGCCAUCGCCCGUGUCGUCGAACAACAGUUCCAAGGGAAGGCUGUCUGUCCGGCCGACAGGAGGAAGCGCCCCGGGCAGCACCCCGGGAAGCGAUGGGCCGGAUUCUCGCCGCUCGACAUCAUCGCAGGCGUCGGGCUCGAGCAGGAAUGCCAAUGGUGGCCGACAGGAAAGGCCGCGACGUCUUUCCGCAAGCCCUCAGGAGGAUCCCGAGACGCCGCACAGUGCCCCCGCGUACAAGACGUCCUUCGGCGAUCUGAGACUUCCGGGUCGUCCGGCAAGCUUACUGCCUGCAGCCAAGGUUGAUCCCCCGCGCCGAUCGCAGUCGCUCGACAAGCCCGAGGUGUUGAUGUCCAUCAAACAACAACAGCAGCAGCAGCAGCGACAACAGAGUCCAUCACCACAGCUGCCGCCUCGUCGAAGCCCCGACCCGCCACCACGCAGUGAGCUGCGGCAACCGAAUCUUUCAGCCGUUCAGGAAUCAAGCACGGUGUUUACUGCGUCUCCAACAUCCACCACACCGGUGGAACCGGUCACUAGCACCUCGUACAACUCUACGGCCCCGUACCGCACCACGACACUGCCUACGAUCAUCAAUACGCCCCACACGCCAGUCACGUCCCCGCGAUCCUCGCAGCAGCUCCGCUCCAAGACGGAUCCUUCCCCGGGCGGUGACGCCCGAUCGUCAUCCCAGAUGGCCAACUCGAGCACGAUCCAGGACCUGACGCAUGUGGUGGACAAUGCCGUCGACGAGAUCGGCCUCAUCAACUCGCAGGACACGCCGCCGCCUCUGCUCAGCGAGCCCGAGAAGUCGACCCCUUCCCGCCCCCGCAGCGACUUAGCGACCUCCUCCCUCCCGCCGCGCACAUCGUCGUCGAUCUCGUCUGGCGACGGCGCAUCGUUAUCACCGACCUCUGCUCAGUUCCCGGGGGCGCGCCCGCCUAUGCACGUCCACUCGUCGAGCUCUAACAGCGCAGUCGGUCUGGGACUCAUGAGCAGCAUGGGCGUGUCGUCCGCAUUAGCAGGAACUCAGCGCAGCGCUAUCAACGUUGGCCAGAGUGCUAUCAGCGUCGGUCAGAACGUCGGCAGGCACGUCCGCAAGGCGUCUUCCAUCCUCUCCAUGCGCUCGAGUAGCUACACGCUGUCGCCGACGAACGCUACGUUCCAGAACCACCAGCAGCAGCCCCCGGUCAAGUCGCUCCCCUUCGCCAUCAUGUAUGGUAACAUCAAGGCGCUCAAGACCCCGGGCGAGCGCGCCCGGGCCUACCAGCAGCAUAUUGAGGGGCUGGCCCGCGCCGACUCGGGUCUGCGCGAGUGGUGCAGCAAUGUUCGCAACGCCCCACGACAGAACGUCACCAAGGCGCGGGUGGGCUUGGGAAUCCGGGAUCCGGCUGGUGCCCCGCGUGGCUUAACCAUCGGUGAGCCGACACCGCGCAACGUCUCUGGCGCGUCCGAGUUCCCGAUGCGAUCGGAUGCGACGCGCGCCAACGAGAUCAGGGUCCCGACCGUGGAGACGACGGAUAACAGCACGACCGUGCCGCUGAACAACCUGCCAUACCCGCAGCUCGCGAGCGUCAAGGGUUCGGGGUCCAUGCAGAGCCUGGCGAGUAUCCCUGCUCCGCCGACACCGGCGAAGAACCGGAGCGGUGGCGGCCUGCUGUCGGCACUCCGGCUCAAGAAGGAGAAGGAGAACACAUCGCUCGGCCCGCCGACGAACCUGCUCGCGAACGGCUCGAACGGCAAAGUCGCACGGAGCUACACCUCGUCCUCGACGUCGCUUGGCCGCGCGUCGAUCGAUUCGCCCGACGGCCCGCGCGCGCCUCACAGCCCCUCGCCACACGGUCCGCGUCCCGGCCCCGUCACCCGGACGAGCUAUGACAGCUCGCGCUCGAGCCUCGACUCUGCGGGACUUCUCGGACGCCCGUCCUCGAACAAUAAGGCCGGCAGCGUGAACGCGCCGCAUGGGCUCUCGCCGCUCAGCCGAGACGACGGCGUCAACGAGGAGGAUGUCCGGUACAUGCUCGAGAUGCUUCCGCACGCCGAGCGCAGCACCAUCAGGCAGUAUCUGGAGCGGUACGGCGACACCAGCUAUGCGAUGACAUCGUCGUCGCCGCCCUACGCCUACGCCGAGAUUGAGGAUCCAGAGACACUAGCCAACCUGCCCCGCCUCGGGUCGCUGAGGCUCAAGGCCAAGGCGCACAGCUGGCUGCGCCGACCGUCGAGCGCCGGCUCUGCCUCAGGUUCUGGCUCUCCAGCACACUCGCGCGAAGAGUCGGCUGUCUCCCACGUCUCGAACCUUGUCUCGCACUCAAGACAGGCGUCGACUCUCUCCCAGGUCUCGAGCUUCUUCUCUAGAUCUUCUAGGUCUAGGUCCAAGACCUCGUCGCAGGCCCCGUCACUGAGCUCGUCGCAUUCGAGAGAACCGAGUGUCGCUUCGAGUCAUACGACCAGGGCCCCGUCGCCUGUAACCCCGACUGCGGCUGGCUUCCCCUCGGACGUCGCUGCUACCACUCCCGCUCCUCCCGUCACCCCAGCGGCUGACGCGGCCGUCCCUACGCAGCCGACCGCAGACAUCGAGGCGACUCCGACUCCGCAAGCCCCCGCUGCUUCUGCUGCAGACGACCGUCCCCACCCAGCUCCCUCCAAACCCUCUGCCACCUCACUCCACUCGGUCGCCGAGUCAGCCAAGUCCGAAACCAUGUCGCACAACAGCUCCGACUCGUCGGCGCAGGACUUUCUGCAGUGCGCGUACCCGCGCCAGUCCCAGAAUGAAGUCAAGCAAGACCCGGCGUGGACCGAGGGAGACUUUGAGCUCUGUUCCGCGAGUUCGGCCAAAUCGUCCCCCUCCCCGGGAAAACAGCGCCUCGUCCUGACUGAAGACUUUGAGACGUCCGUCAUCAUCGGCCUCUACCUCGAGUUCGUGGUGCAUGCCACCUUCCUCGUGCCCGGGGACGGAACGACGCUCGAGUCCCUCGUGACCGUGAAGCGACUCGUGCUCUUCCUGCGGAAGUAUGCCUGUGACGGGGUUCUCAAGCUCCUCCUUCUCACGAUCCGGGAGUGCAUCAAGCAGCCCUCCAGCGUUAGUCCGCUCGUGGGUUUCAUCGCCGGCGCGAUUGCCGAGGACGCGUACACUUGCUCUUCGAGCCUCGAUGUGGGCGACUGGACAUGGAGCAUGAUGAACAUCCCCGGAUCCGGACUGGGAAGCGCAAACGUCUUCGACCCGCACCACAUGCCCGUCAACGUCUGGCAGAUGAUUCCGGGCAUGUAUACCUGGGCCCUGACGACGGCGUGGAAGGGCGACCCGGCGCCGCGCCGCCAAGAUUCGGCCAUGAGCAUGUCCUCCCUCGGCUCCUUGCGGUACGGGUACAGUUCCCACCGCGAGGGACACGGCAGGGAGGGGUCCCGCGUCGGGGGUGAUUCGAGGAUGGGUGGCGACUCGCGGAUGGAUUCGCGGAUGGACUCGCGGAUGGACUCGAGAAUGGGCGACAGCAGGAUGGACUCGCGGAUGGGGGAGAGGGAACGCAUGGACCGGGUGGGAGACCGUGUCGAGGAGAUGAGGGAUAUGGGCAGUGUCCACGGCAGUCAUCGCCGGGAGGGCUAG
This is a messenger RNA of Trichosporon asahii var. asahii CBS 2479, 4911 nucleotides long. RefSeq lists its product as uncharacterized. Lineage: Eukaryota; Fungi; Basidiomycota; Tremellomycetes; Trichosporonales; Trichosporonaceae. Bases 1 to 4911 code for a protein of 1636 amino acids. The transcript is spliced from 6 exons. The record is from RefSeq and is a predicted model, not a curated record.